Ananas comosus (pineapple) is the source of this 5710-nucleotide messenger RNA. Its product is annotated as homeobox-DDT domain protein RLT2-like. Lineage: Eukaryota; Viridiplantae; Streptophyta; Magnoliopsida; Poales; Bromeliaceae. The record is from RefSeq and is a predicted model, not a curated record. Gene Ontology annotation, molecular function: DNA binding. Gene Ontology annotation, biological process: regulation of transcription by RNA polymerase II.
GCGGCGCUGGUGAUGCCGCCGCCGCCGCCUCCGGUGCUGCCUCCCGCGUCACCCCUCACGGCGAGCGAUGCGAUGAUGGGGUCGACCUCGAACCCCUUUGCAGGAGGGCUCGGUGGGGUCGGGGAGCCGCCCAGGAGGGCCGUCUCAAGGGCUGUUCCGAGAAUCAGCGCUGCAGCUGAUGUCUCGGCCCCCGGGAGAAGGUAUUAUGAGGCGCCCAUGAUGCUUCCCCCGCCGCCUGUCGCUCCAUUGCAGCUCUCGAUGGCCGAGAUGCGGGUGAUUGCCUCCGUUGAGGCACAGCUCGGAGAGCCCUUAAGAGAAGAUGGACCUGUUCUUGGCGUGGAGUUCGAUCCACUCCCUCCCGGUGCUUUUGGGGCUCCUAUAGUUCCAGCACAACAGAAGCAGCCUGUGCGAUCAUAUGAUAGCAAGUUUUUUUUGAGGCAUGAUCCAAAGACAAUAAAGUCAUCAGCUCUCUUGCCUGGUAUGGAGCACUCUUUUAUGCCAAGUUCAUCAAGUGCAAAGAGAAAGGCAGUUGGAGGUUCACAUGCAGUCCAUCCUCAUAUGGGUUCAAGGGCUCUUCAUGAAUACCAGUUUCUUCCUGAGCAGCCAACUGUCCUAUCGGAAAGUUAUGAAAGGGUUCCUCGGAGUCAUUUCUAUGACUCUUCAGUGGAAGCUCCGAAUGCGAGAGUUCCUUCUCAUUCAGGGUCCCAAUAUGUGCAUGGAGCUGAGCAGGUUGCUCCUAGCUAUACUUUUCAAGGUCAUAUGUCAAGUAGUGGCAUUUUGACCCAAUCUGGCAGGCCAGAAAUUUUUUCUUCAGUUUCAACAGACUAUGACAGCAGUCAACACGGCAACUCUUUUGGAAAUGCCUCUGCUGACACUCAGCUUGGUCUCCAUCAAGUUGUUGGAUUAGAGAGUCCAUUAGUGUCUGAUAGGAGGGUUUAUCGUGAAGAAGAUACUUCUCGAGUUGAGAGGAAGCGUAAACUGAGUGAAGAGGCAAGAAUUGCGAAGGAAGUUGAAGCCCAUGAGAAACGGAUUAGGAAAGAACUUGAGAAACAAGAUAUGAUGAGAAGAAAGAGAGAGGAACAAAUGCGGAAAGAGAUGGAGAGACAUGAUCGUGAAAGAAGAAAAGAAGAAGAGAGGAUGUUGCGUGAAAAGCAGCGAGAGGAGGAGAGGUUCCAACGGGAGCAAAGGCGUGAAAUUGAACGUAGGGAGAAGUUCUUGCUCAAGGAAUCCCGUAGAGUCGAGAAGAUGAAGCAGAAAGAAGAAUUACGAAGGGAGAGGGAGGCGGCAAGGCAAAAAGCUGCUAGUGAAAGGGCUACCGCUCGCAGAAUGGCUCGGGAAUAUAUGGAACUUAUUGAAGAUGAGCGCUUAGAAUUAAUGGAGUUGGCUGCACAAAGUAAAGGGUUGCCUUCGAUGUUUUCGCUUGAUAGUGACAGUUUGCAGCAACUUGAUACAUUUAGAGAAAUGUUAAGUGCAUUUCCUCCCAAAUCAGUACGGUUGAAGCGACCUUUUGCCAUCCAGCCUUGGAUUGAAUCUGAAGAAAGCAUUGGGAACCUUCUGAUGGUAUGGAAGUUCUUAAUUACCUUUGCUGAUGUGCUUGGGCUUUGGCCGUUCACCCUUGAUGAGUUUGUACAGUCUCUUCAUGAUUAUGAUUCAAGGCUGUUGGGGGAAGUCCAUGUUGCUAUGUUGAAAUCUAUCAUUAAAGACAUCGAGGAUGUUGCAAGGACUCCUGCUGUUGCAAUGGGGGUUAAUCAGAAUAGUGCAGCUAAUCCAGGAGGUGGUCAUCCACAGAUUGUUGAAGGGGCAUAUGCUUGGGGCUUUAAUAUCCGCAGCUGGCAGCGGCACCUGAAUUUUCUUACGUGGCCGGAAAUAUUGCGACAGUUUGCUUUGUCAGCUGGAUUUGGGCCUCAGCUAAAGAAAAGAAAUGUUGAGAGGGUAUAUUACCGCGAUGACAAUGAGGGUCAUGAUGGUGAGGAUGUGAUUUCCACUUUACGAAAUGGUUCUGCGGCUGAAAAUGCUGUUGCUUUAAUGCAUGAAAGGGGCUAUGCUCGCCGAAGUAGAUCUCGGCACCGCUUAACGCCAGGAACAGUUAAGUUUGCUGCUUUUUAUGUUCUAACUCUUGAAGGAAGCAGAGGUCUCACAAUAUUAGAAGUUGCUGAGAAAAUUCAGAAAUCUGGACUGAGGGACCUUACAACAAGCAAGACACCGGAGGCAUCUAUUGCAGCGGCAUUGUCACGGGAUACAAAACUUUUUGAAAGAACUGCUCCCUCAACAUAUUGCGUGCGUUCUCCAUAUAGAAAAGAUCCUGCUGAUGCCGAGGCCAUUCUGUCAGCUGCACGCGAAAAGAUUAAAGAAUUUCAAAACGGGCUUUCUGAUUCUGAUGAAGGAGAGAAAGAUGCAGAGGAUGCAGAUGAUGCUGAGAGGGAUGAUGAUUCCGAUUGUGAUGAUGCAGAUGAUCCUGAUGCCGAUGAUGCGAAUUUUGAAGAAAAAAUGGAUAAGAACGCAAAUGAAACAAAAGAUGCUAGAUUACCAGCUUCAACUGGUAACAGGAAGAUUGAACCACAUGAUGAGGUUGCACUAACCCCUAUCAUUGGCUUUGGCAAAUCAGAAAAGGGCUCUACAAUUCCUCCUUCAGACAACUCGAAGGUGAUAAAUACUUCAGGUGCUUCACAAUCUCUUGAAAUUAGUUCUACUUGCCAUGAAGUUGGUAGUGGCGAUGUGGAGGAUACCGAGAUCGAUGAGAGCAACUAUGGUGAGCCGUGGGUUCAAGGUCUAACUGAAGCUGACUAUUCUGAUCUCAGUGUUGAAGAGCGCCUUAAUGCCCUUGUUGCGCUGAUAGGCGUGGCCAUUGAGGGAAACUCAAUACGUGUCGUUCUUGAGGAACGCCUGGAAGCAGCAAAUGCUUUGAAGAAGCAAAUGUGGGUCGAGGCACAGCUCGAUAAAAGACGUUUUAAGGAAGAGUUUGCAGGUAAAGUACAGUAUAAUUCUUACAAUGGUAGCAAGGCUGACGCAACCCAAACAAAUUCAGCAGAUGAUAAUCCUACUCCAGUACACAAUGCUGAUGACAAAGACAAUAAUGGGAAUCCAGAGCAUGCUAACAAUGAUGAUUUUGUCGAUCAGCAGAGUCAGAUUAAUGUGAACGAUAUGUCUAUUGAGAGGAAUGGAUUAGGGCAAGAACUCGUUGUAAAUCCAGACAUUUUACCCUUUCAGCAGUAUGGAUAUGCUGAAAAAUCACGGUCACAGUUAAAAUCAUACAUUGGUCACAAGGCCGAACAGCUUUAUGUUUACAGGUCAUUACCCUUGGGACAAGAUCGUAGGCGUAACCGUUAUUGGCAAUUUUCUACGUCUGCUUCGCCUAAUGAUCCUGGUUCAGGAAGAAUCUUUUUCGAGUCUAGAGAUGGGCACUGGAGGCUUAUAGAUUCAGAGAAGGUGUUCGAUGCUCUGUUAGCCUCCCUUGAUACACGUGGGAUCCGGGAAUCACAUUUGCAUUCUAUGUUGCAAAGAAUUGAGCCAACCUUCAAGGAAGCGAUUAGGAGGGCAAAGUGGAGCAAUUGUGCGAACUCGUCUGGAAGCUUUAUAAAAAAUGGACUUUCUGAAUCAAGUUCUAGUCCAGAGAGCAAUAACAGACUUGACAGUCCAAGCAGCACAAUUUGUGGUCAAGCUUCUGACAGCAUAGACUAUUCUGGAUCAUUCAAAAUUGAGCUAGGGCGGAAUGAUGUUGAAAAGGGAGCUAUUCUAAAAAGAUAUCAAAGCUUCCUAAACUGGAUGUGGAAAGAGUGUUACAAUCCUUCUAUAAUAUGUGGCAUGAAGGAUGGAAAGAAGAGAUGUUCUGAGUUGCUCCAUGCUUGCGAUUUCUGCUACCUGACUUUCUUAGCUGAAGAAAGGCAUUGCUAUUCCUGUCACAAGACAUUUAAGCCCUUUCAUUGUUCUGAUGCUAAUUUUUUGCAACACGUGUCACUAUGUGAAGAAAAGCGGAAGACGGACCCUAAUUGGAGAAUUCAAGUGUCUGACUCCUCUAUUCCCAUAGGAAUCAGACUCCUUAAGGCACAGUUGGCAGUGAUUGAGGCCUCUAUUCCAACAGAAGCACUUCAAUCAUUUUGGACGGAGGGAUAUCGAAAAUCAUGGGGUGUGAAGUUGCAUUUGUCGUCAUCUGCCGAGGAACUCUUCCAGAUACUUACUCUGUUAGAGAGUGCAAUCAAACGGGAUUAUUUAUCUUCAAACUUUGAGACAACAACUGAACUGCUGAGUUCAGCUAAUCAAGAUAUUGCUGUGGACACUGUUACUUUAUCUGGAUCAGUCCCUGUACUUCCGUGGGUGCCUGACACUGCAGCUGCCGUUGCACUAAGGAUGUUGGAUCUUGGUUCAUCAAUUUCUUACACGGGGCAUCAAAAAUUGGAAUCUAAUAAAGAAAGAGAAGCGGGAGAAUUCAUCAAGCUUCCAUAUAGGUACACAACCGUCAAGAACAUUCCGGAGUUUGAACCGAUUUUAGAAUCUCCCAACCUGUAUGAUUAUCAAAUGUCUGGAAAGUGGCUUGACCCUGGCACUGGGCGUAGGGGGCGGGGGCGAGGCACUCGUGGUGGUAGGGGAGGAGGACGCAGUCGCGGCCGUGGUGGGAGGGGGUUGAGAGGGGCCAGCAGCUCUUCUAGGCCUGAGUUGAGGGAUGAUACUUGUACUGCUUUUGAGAAGGCCGCACGCAAGUACACAAGAAGGGGCCGCACUCGCGGCAGGGGAGGUCGCAGGCGGGGCCGCCGCACCGCCCGACCUCGGCAGAGGUCGGAAAGUAGGGCUGGAACAAUCCAAAGGGGGAAUUUGUUGGGCAGUUUCAAUGAUGUUAGCACUAUUAAGCAGGAUAUUGUUGUGGAGUCUCCUAGAAGCUCCGGUGGAGAGGAGUGGGGCUUAGAGGCUAGAAGGCCAUUUGCAGAUGAUGUUGAUGUUGAUGUUGAUGUUGAUGUCGACGACGAUGAUGAGAACAGCGUUUGCUCCCAAUCUGAGGAGGAAAAUGGCCAAGCUUCGGGUGAUGAGUAUGAUGACCAGGUAGUAGAUUAUGGUAGAGGUUACGAUAGGGCCAAACCGAUGGGAAUGAUGGACGAUGAAAGCGAAGAGGAGGACGAUGGCGAAGCGGAUGAGGGGGAUGACGAUGGCGAGGAUGAUGACAUUGACCGCGGGAGGAAUGAUGGUAUGGAUGUCGAUAUGGACGAGGAUGAGGAGAUUGGAGAUGAUGGGGAUGAGGUUGGGGAUGGGGAGGAGAACGCCGACGAGGAUGAAGCGCCUUCGUCGUAUUCUUCCGAAUACAGUGAUGAUUAGUUGGGAGAUUUCUAAUCUAGCGUAUACUCUUCUUUGCCCUCUUCUGCAUUGUCAAUAGGCUGAUAUCCAGUUGAGUGUUAAUUUAUACAUCGAAAAGUCGGUUCCGCAAUUUUAAAUGAAGCAGUUUGUUGGCACCGAAAUAUGUUAGACCCAUCAGAAGAACUCUGGAGACGCCGUGCGUUAAUUGCGGACUUUUUGUUGGUAGUCAAACUCUGAAAAGUAGCAGAAAUGGUGUUCCAACCAAGUAUAGGUGCAUAGGAUGUAAAUUCGUGUCAGCCUUCUGAUUCAGGCCUUUUUUAUGUAUCUUUAUCUUUCGAAACUAUACAAGGUUAUUUACAAAGUUAAUCCGUAUAUUCUAAAGCUUAUUUUCUCUCUGUUAAUAUAAUUUCAAUAUGCCUUGUGCUUAAAA